Molecule: messenger RNA, 887 nt
Organism: Octodon degus (degu)
Lineage: Eukaryota; Metazoa; Chordata; Mammalia; Rodentia; Octodontidae
Gene: Bud31
Product: BUD31 homolog
Exons: 6
Coding region: 267-701 (144 amino acids)
Biological process (GO): mRNA splicing, via spliceosome
Cellular component (GO): nucleus; spliceosomal complex
Source: RefSeq, a predicted model, not a curated record
CGCGCGCAACGGGGCGGGGUUUCGAAGGGGGCCUCAUUCCAAAGCGAGCUAGAAGGGGCGGAAGCGGUCUGUGGACAAGCGGUGGCUUCGGUGCUUAAGUUUCCGAUGACACAGAGAACCGGAGAGGGAAAGUGAUCUCUCCAAAGUCAGUGCAUUUGUUAGAGUGAGACAAGUCAAAGCCUCACUGCAGAGACCAAAAAUCGACUUCACUCUUGGAAAGAGAUCCUAAGAUCUCAGCAAAUUAUCCUUAAAGGAAAAAAAAAAAAAUGCCUAAAGUAAAAAGAAGCCGGAAAGCUCCCCCAGAUGGCUGGGAGUUGAUUGAGCCAACACUGGAUGAAUUGGAUCAAAAGAUGAGAGAAGCUGAAACAGAACCUCAUGAGGGAAAGAGGAAAGUGGAAUCUCUAUGGCCUAUCUUCAGAAUCCACCACCAGAAAACCCGCUAUAUCUUUGACCUCUUUUACAAGCGGAAAGCCAUAAGCAGGGAACUCUAUGAAUACUGUAUUAAAGAAGGCUAUGCAGACAAAAACCUGAUUGCAAAGUGGAAAAAGCAAGGGUAUGAGAACUUGUGCUGCCUGCGAUGCAUUCAGACUCGAGACACCAAUUUUGGAACAAACUGCAUUUGCCGGGUUCCCAAAAGCAAGCUGGAAGUGGGUCGCAUCAUCGAGUGCACACACUGUGGCUGCCGGGGCUGCUCUGGCUGAGGUCACCUGGCCCUGAGCCCUCUCCAUCCUGGACUUCGGACCUUGUGGGUUCUUACUGUGCCACCCCCUUCUUGGGAGCAACUCUUGGAGUGGCGCCCUGGGCCCUAGUUGGAGUGUAGUCUCUUCAGGUGAAAGCUUGGUAUUUACCAGCUGUGAUUUGUAACAAUAAAACCAUUAAGCCUCUUG